Belonocnema kinseyi is the source of this 2596-nucleotide messenger RNA. Its product is annotated as cell adhesion molecule 2-like. NCBI's taxonomy places the organism in Eukaryota, Metazoa, Arthropoda, Insecta, Hymenoptera, Cynipidae. Bases 213 to 1127 code for a protein of 304 amino acids. The record is from RefSeq and is a predicted model, not a curated record. The transcript is spliced from 6 exons.
UCCAUCAGAAUCAUCGAACGAGAGCAUAACUGAGGUUCGCGCGUUGCAUUAUGUAAGGGAUGACUCUGUUCGCAGUCUCGGGGAUUUCGCGGUGUUAAGAUAUAUGAUCAUGCGAGAAGUGCUCAUGAAGAAGUUUCGUCGACGAACGAACAGAAAGUCGAAACCUCCCCAGUGAUCAGAAUCAGGAACCGGAAGUGAAGAAACUAUCACCGAUGGAACUGCGAAUCCUGCUGCUGGUGCACAUCGUGGGAUUCUGUUCUGCCUUGAGGGAGGUUCGGAUUCAGGUGCCAGUUGCAGUGAAAAAAGGGGAGUCAGCCACGUUAAAUUGUUGGUAUGACACCGAAGGAGACCCUCUGUACAUCGUUAAGUGGUAUAAAGCGAGAAGUGAGUUCUAUCGCUUUGCGCCCAAGGAGACUCCGGCCAUCAAGACUUUCCGCAUCGGAAGUCUGAGGGUGAACGAAGCUAAGAGCAAUGCAACUCAAGUCACUCUUGUUGACUUGAAUUCUGAUGCUGCAGGCCUUUACAGUUGUGAAGUAUCCGCUGACGCACCCUCGUUUCAUACCGCAAUAGUUUAUGGUGCUAUGGAUAUAGUCGAGCUGCCGACAGAAAUUCCAACUGUGUCGGGAAUGCUUCCUAGGUAUAAAAUAGGAGACACUGUGAGAGUCACCUGCACAUCAGGUAGAAGCAAACCUGCCGCGAAUCUUACAUGGUUCAUCAAUGACAGGCCGCCUCUCGACCCACAAGUGCGCACAUUAAGCCCACUUGAUACAAAUGAAUCUCAGUGGCAAAUUGCAAAAAUUACAUUACAGUUUCUCGUAACACACGAACAUUUUGCACAUGGGAAACUAAAAAUACGGUGCAGCGCAUCAAUAUAUUCAAUAUAUUGGCAAUCCUCAGAAGUAAGUGCAGAAGAAGACAGCCGGUACCAGGUCAAUCUGGUACCGGCAGCUACCGCUACAAGAUAUGGUGACUCCUACUAUCAACCACCACCUAAUCAUCAAACCGGCCAGAAGAAACCUGAUGGACAAGUUGACGUCAAAAUUAUUGGCUCAUCUGCAAUGGGACUGGAAUCAACGUUGCAAUUCAUUUUGGGAUUGUUGGCGUGUUUGCGACUAGUCAUUCAUUAAAAAAUCUGUAUUAUACGCGUGCUUUGGAGCUCUUCAUAUAAAUCGACGUGCUUUACAAAACAAGGAAAGGUGCAUACAAUUUAGUUUCUUCUUCUGCAAUACUUCAUUCUUGUAUAGACAUUAGGGUGUACUAAAAAAUACUAUUUUUUUCAAUCACGCACCACUAAACUUGUUCUUUUUGGUAAAAAAAAUAAGUGUGUAUUUUUGUUUCAUUUAAGAAAAAAACCGAAAUCGUGGGUUUGGGACCCUAAAAAGUCCCAAAAUAAUUAUAACUAUUUAAUAACUAUAAUUUUCGAAAAAAUAAUUAAGUUUUUCUGGAAAUAAAAUUGAGAAUAUCAAACACAGAAAAAAAAAACUUGAACCAAUUGAAACAAAAAAACUUUUAAAAUGUUACGUGCAAUUCUUUAGAUAUUUUAGUACUUGAAUGGAUUGGUAAAAUAUAGGAUAGCGGAAAAUACAAUAUUUUAAAUUUUAGCCCCUAUAAAGGGUAGUUUUUUACGAUUAGGAGUAAUAUUUUUUUAUCUUAUUGUGUCAAUUUUUUGCAUGAGUUGUAUUUUCUUUCAAACAAUUAUUAUUUCUAAAGAAUCUAACAUUAAUUAAUAGUUUUUAUAUUUUUUGGGGUGGUUCAGAUCACGGACCGAGUGAUAGAAAAAAGUGGUUUUUUUGACACCCUAACAGACAUCGAUGGCAGUAGCGAAUCGAACUAAGACUAUUAAUCUUUUAUUUUAUCUUGGAUGAUCUAUUAUAGAUUUCAGUGCGUCGUUUUCUGUUAUUAGUUAUGACUGUUAAUUUUCUAAAAGCGUUUUAUUAGAAGUAAGGCAAGUAUGUGUAUUUAUUAAAUGACGAGUUCGACAUUUUUAUAUAUGCUACUUCCCAUAGCGAAUUUUCCUAGAACCGCGAACUUCGAACUUGGAACAGAAGAUUUAAAAAAGUGAGAAAAAAUGGACUAAGUCACGGAAAGACUAAACGAUAUACUGUAAGGCUUGCAGUAUCUUGUGUACUUAUGUCUAAAUACCGUCUAAAAAAUGUAUUAUACAAUGUUCGUUAACUAUAAAUUUACUAAGCAGAGAUGAUUAAUUAUAUGAAGUACUAAAUUCAUUUUACAAAUAAAUGAUUUAUAUCUUAAAAUAUUUUUUAAAUUCUUGAACUUCGAGUAAUGUGGUUUUGCGAAGAAAAAUUUUUAACGUUCCUUUUCCUACAGUCGUUAUUUUAUUUAUUAGAAAAUUAAACCACUUUUCUUUCCAAAGGAAAGACUAUUGUAAAGCGAAAGUGGAUUUUGUGAACUGUAAAUAUAUGAUAAGCUUAGAUCUAGUUUCAGACUUUUGUUAAGAAAUUGAAGCAAUACAAGAAAUUUAAAAUUCAGGAUGGUGAUUUUAUAAAAAGGCACAAAAAAAAGGUUACAUUAGUCAAGUUACGUCAAUAUAACUGAAAAAGUGUAUAAAAUUCAAAAUUAAAUUUCUUUUUGUGCA